Topomyia yanbarensis is the source of this 675-nucleotide messenger RNA. Its product is annotated as zinc finger protein 433-like. The transcript has 2 exons. Gene Ontology annotation, biological process: regulation of transcription by RNA polymerase II. Gene Ontology annotation, cellular component: chromosome. Gene Ontology annotation, molecular function: chromatin insulator sequence binding. NCBI's taxonomy places the organism in Eukaryota, Metazoa, Arthropoda, Insecta, Diptera, Culicidae. Bases 1 to 675 code for a protein of 224 amino acids. The record is from RefSeq and is a predicted model, not a curated record.
AUGAAACAAAAUAGUUCGAAGGGAGAAAAGGGAUCUGACGGUUUGCCGCUAAAGAAGGAUCGUUCAUUACCCAUUCGGAACCGAUGUCCAUAUUGUAAUAAAGAUUUUACGGACAAGUACCUAAUGACGACGCACAUUCGAUGGUACACGAGAAGAAAACCCCUUCAAGUGUGUCCCCACUGUUCGAAAACAUUCACUCAAUCGAUAACUCUGAAGAUACACGCCAGGUUGCACACCCGGGAAAACUCCGUACGUGUGCAAAUACUGCGACCGAGGGUUCACUCAAUCCUACAAUCUGACGGUGCACCUGCGAACCCAACACAACCAGAUAAUGGUACAGGACGCGAAGUCGACGUGCUGCCCGAGCACAAAUGUCGAGUAUGUAGCAAGGUCUACCGAUCGGCGAAAAGUUUCCGGCUACACGAAAAGUUGCAUGCCACCAGGAAACUGUUCGAUUGUGGUAAAAAGUAUAACACAUAUGUGGCCAAAUGCAAGGCUUCUAAUACCGACGUGAAGGAAAAGAUGUACUCGUGUAAAAUCUACAGCCAAACAUUCAAGCAGCAGCAAAGCGGGGUGUACCACAUGAGCAACAAAAACAAUCACAAACGGUUCGACAGAGGUUUUGAGAGAUCUGGAGACGGACGAAGGAGAGGCAAUUUGCCGAAGCUAAAAUAA